AUGCAAAAACUCAAAUCGCAGAAGGCUUCUACCCUGCUCAAACAAGCCUCGAAUGUGUUACUCCUCAGCAGCACGACAACGAAUGGCAUGAGUAGUGGCAUAAGUCGUCGGAUAGGAACGAUACCAUGUUCGGGAAUGAUGAAGGAGGUGUGUGUCCGAAGAAUUUUUGGAACAAGUUGUUUUAAACAGCAAAAGGGCCAAUAUGGCAACAAGACAUCGCUGAUGGAUCCGAAUUCGGAGAUUUAUAAUUUGUCUUCAUCGUUAUCUGCAUCGAUAAGACUUUUAAAUCAAUUGGCAACACAACAAAGAGCACAAUAUCAUACAACAAAUGGAGUGUUCAAAAAGAAGAAAGAGGAAGAAGACGAAAAAGAAGAAAAGGAAGAAAAGAACAACAAAGAUGACGACGAAGAUGAGACUGGUGAGAAACAAGAAUUAAAAUCGAGAAAAUUACGUCUUUUAGCCAUGGCCGUUAUGACCGCUUACUUGCUCCUGUAUUUAACUCCUGCCGGACCCUCACAAUCUCAAAAGUUAAACAAGGAAAUUACAUUCCAAGAUUUUGUAGAUAGAUAUCUCGGAAAUACAAAUUUGGAUCACUUGGAAUAUGAUUUGAGAACCAAUGAGGUCUAUGUCUAUCUUAAAGACCCAUUCUCAAGUGGAAGUUUUGUUUAUUCGGGAGUGGAUAAAAAGGAGAGCAGAGCUGAAGAUGUGGCACGUACUGAACGAAAAGAGCAUAAGGGAUCUGUUUGGGGCCCAUCUAGCGGAUUUAAUUAUUAUUUCCAAAUGAUUAAUGUCGAUGCAUUUGAGACAAGAUUACAAGAUGGAGAAAUUGAAAAGGGAAUUCCUCCAUCCAUGAGUCCAAAAAUUAUUUAUACUGGAUCUCUCGAUUGGCAUUCUCUCUUGCCAAGUCCUUUCACAUUGUUUUUGGCAGGUAUCUUAUUGUGGUCAUUCACUGCAACUGCUCGAGGAAUGCCUGGUCUUGGUGGAAUUACCAAAACACCAGAAGCAGUCAAGCAAAAGGUGAAAGUCUCAUUCAAUGAUGUGGCAGGAAUGGAAGAAGCCAAAGCUGAAAUUCAAGAAUUCGUCUCAUUCCUUAAAAAACCAGAACAUUACAAGAAAUUGGGUGCCAAAAUUCCAAGAGGUGCCAUCCUUAUGGGACCACCAGGUACUGGUAAAACCCUCUUAGCCAAAGCCGUUGCUGGAGAAACUGAUGUGCCAUUCUUUAGCAUGUCAGGUUCAGACUUUGUCGAAAUGUUCGUCGGUGUAGGUCCUGCCAGGGUCCGUAACUUGUUCAAGAAAGCAAGAGAAACCGGUCAAGCUAUCAUCUUUAUCGACGAAAUUGACGCCAUUGGUAGACCAAGAGGAAAUAGCAUGUACGGCGGUGGCAAUGACGAAAGAGAAAACACUCUCAAUCAAUUGUUGGUGGAAAUGGAUGGUUUUAACGAAAAUCAUAAUGUCAUUGUAUUGGCCUCAACCAACGUGGACGUUGAAGGAUUAGAUCGAGCAUUGUUGCGUCCUGGAAGAUUUGAUCGACAAAUUACCAUUGACAAACCUGAUCAAAAAGGAAGAGAAUCCAUUUUUAAGGUUCACUUGAGAAAUAUCAAGAAAGCUCCUGGCUUGGAAGAUAAUAUUCCACGUUUGGCUGAAUUGACACCUGGAUUCACAGGAGCCGAUAUUGCCAAUGUGUGCAAUGAAGGAGCAAUCUUUGCUGCUCGUGAAGGUAAAAAACAAGUUGAAAUGGAAGACAUGGAACGUGCCAUCGAUCGAGUGAUUGGUGGUAUUGAAAAGAGAACUGCUCCAAUUUCACAAAAAGAAAAGAAAGUUAUUGCCUAUCAUGAGGCUGGUCACGCAUUAGUCUCAUGGUUCUGCAAACAUUCAGAUCCAUUACUGAAGAUUUCCAUCAUUCCAAGAGGAAAAGCACUAGGUUAUGCUCAAUAUGUUCCAAAAGAGCACUACAUUAGAACAAAGGACCAUUUGAUGGAUUAUAUGGCUCAAGCUUUGGGAGGAAGAGUGGCAGAAAUGCUAAUCUUUAAACACUUAUCGACUGGAGCCCAAGACGACUUGCAAAAAAUCACAAGAAUUGCCUAUGCAGCAGUCAGUAGUUUUGGUAUGAGUGAAGCAGUUGGACCUGUGUCGUAUCCACUUCCUGGCGAUCAAUCCAUGGCCUUCCAAAAGCCAUACAGUGAAGAAACUGCUGAGAUUAUUGAUCGAGAAGUGGCAACAAUUAUUGAAGAUGCUCUGAAACGAACACGAGAUAUUCUCACAGAAAAGAAGGAGCUUUUAGAAACUGUUGCUCACUACUUGUUGAAACAUGAAACCAUGAAUAUUGAACAAUUCAGAGAAUUGGUUGGUCCAUCUCCAUUCCCUGACAAGGAAGAGAAAUUCCGUGAAUUUUUAGAAAAGAAGAGAUUGCAAGAAAAGACUGAAAAAAAGAAUAAGGCUGAACCGGAGAACGAACACAAGGAUCACUAA
Messenger RNA from Naegleria fowleri, 2469 nucleotides. RefSeq lists its product as uncharacterized. Gene Ontology annotation, molecular function: ATP-dependent peptidase activity; ATP binding; ATP hydrolysis activity. The record is from RefSeq and is a predicted model, not a curated record. NCBI's taxonomy places the organism in Eukaryota, Heterolobosea, Eutetramitea, Acrasida, Naegleriidae. Bases 1 to 2469 code for a protein of 822 amino acids. Gene Ontology annotation, biological process: protein-containing complex assembly; mitochondrial protein processing. The transcript is spliced from 4 exons. Gene Ontology annotation, cellular component: membrane; m-AAA complex.